This is a messenger RNA of Diaporthe batatas, 2220 nucleotides long. RefSeq lists its product as uncharacterized. Bases 1 to 2220 code for a protein of 739 amino acids. The record is from RefSeq and is a predicted model, not a curated record. Lineage: Eukaryota; Fungi; Ascomycota; Sordariomycetes; Diaporthales; Diaporthaceae. The transcript is spliced from 2 exons.
AUGCGCGCCCCUGCACCCGCCGGCAUCAUUAAAAUGGCACCUGCGGCAGAAUCCGCCCCCCGAGAGGGCCUUCAGCGGCUCGAGAAGCUCUCCGCGCAGAUGGGAUUGGAGGCCCGUCCUCACAAGAUCAAAGAGAUGGAGCAGCUCGCAGGGCAGUUUGUACCGCUGUACGAGCGGUGCACUGCAGACCUGGCGCGGCGAGAGGAGGCACUGGCAGCCCGAGAGGCUGAGCUUGCUGCUGAGAAGACCUCGAUAGAGGCAGCAAAGGCUGAGCUGAGGUCCCAAGAGGCUUUGGCGAGGCUCGGCGAGGACGUUGGCGAGAUCAACGCCCGAGAUAACAAGUUCAAGACCAGCUUGUUGUCUUCGAACGAGAAGACGGUGGCGGAGAUUGGCAAGACCGGCGCGAAAGUGGCCGAGUCUGAAAAUCGACUUGCAGACACGAUGCAGGCAAACCAGAAGGCCUGCAUGGAAGCCAUCGAUUCGUGUGAUGACAAGAUCAGCACGGGUGUUGCCGAGGGCGUGGCAGCCGGGGUCAGGGUCUCCCUGAACUUCGGUGUGCGCUGUAUAAACCAGGGCACUGUGGCCUUGGCAGCGUGUGAGAACAACCUCGCACUCAAGUUGGACGACACGACCCGCGCCGUGUCCAACUCCGAAGACACGGUGAGAGGUGCUGUGUCUUCGUGUGAGGAAGUGUUGCUGGCCGACGGGAACCAGACCCGUGAAAAAGUGUCUUCUUGUGAGGAAAAUCUCGAGCACAAGUUGGCUGCUCUGUCUUCCGGUGGGGAGACCCUCGGGAAAAUGCUGGCUGCCUUGUCUUCUGAUAUGGGAGGCCUGAAGCAAGAGAUAACCCGGCUCGUGUCUUCGGGUCAGGAGGACGUUGUGGGGACACUGUCUUCUCACAAGCAGGAGAUGACAUCGUCCGUGAGGGAGGUGAAGAACUUGGUCGGGGAGAUGGGGCUGAGUGUGGCCGAGGCCUUCGACGAUGAUAUUGCUGGCCUGAAGGCCCACAUAGACUCCCAGACUGAUUCCACAAUCAGGGGGUCGGUUGCUGAGGUCAAGGCAACCUUGGACCAAGGCCUUGGGAAACUGUCGGAAGAGUUGGGCCAGUGCCAAACUGAACUGGCGGCUUUUAUGGCAGAGGAUAGGCUGAAGUCAGUCUUCGCGGGAGUUUCUCGGGACGAUGAGGUCCUGCAACUUGUUCGCGAUGUGCUCGGCGCGAUACCCCAGCCAGACACCAGGUUAGCCGAGGGCAUGUCUGAGAUCAAGCAGAUGCUUGAGGACAGGUCUCGCCGGGAAGGCGAGUUGGAGACACAGUUGGUAGAUGCCAACAAGAAGAUUGAGUCGGUGAGUGCUGACCUUGAGAAGUCAAAGGGUGAGCGAGACCAGCUGCAAGCGGAGCUGGAUCAGCUCAAGACCAAGCUCCCCCAGACCCCUCGUCGAUCCGACCAGGACUCGGGGUCAGACGAGUCAAGCUUUGAUGUGAGCUCGGAGGUGGAACAAGAGAUGAACAAUCUCGUGGAUGCGAUCGCCCCAGAGCCGGUCGCCGCUGGGCCAGAGGCCCCAAAGGUGCCGGAUCUCCAGGCCAGGAUCCGGGAUCUGGAGGACGAGCUGCGGCGGUCCGCCGAGAACGUGGUGUCCAAGGUUGAUCUUACUGACGCCAUGGACAAGAUGUUUGGCAAGCUGUCCCUGCGGGAGGACCAAGCGGCCAAGAUCGCUGAGCUCGAGAGGGACCUGCAGGCGUCAGCCAGGAGGGCUCUUGACGCUGAACAGAGAGCCGCUGCCCUUGAGACAGCGGCUGAGGAGGGGACUGGCAACCGGGGACGGAAGCGGUCCCGGUUGAACCAAGACGACAGCAGCUCGUCCGAGGAGGCUGGUAAGUCCAUGUUCAAGGCCAUGUCUUUGGCCGUGCACAAGGCCAUGGACGAGGUCAAGAUCAGGCAGGCAGACGAGCCUAACCUCCCCAUGGCGGGAGUCAUGGUGAGGAUGACUCAGGCAUUUGCCUAUCCCGAGCGCAAGGAUCGCCUGCUGAAAUUCAUCACGGGCGACAGAACGGGCAAGCUUUUCUGCUUCGGGUCCCUGAUGUUUGAUGAUGACCCAUCGGUCGAGCAGUGCAAGUGCAACGAGCUGGAGGGCAUCGAUUGUACGGAGUGCCUGUCCGUCCGCGUCUUGAACGCGAACGAGAUGGAGAUUGAGUUUUCAAUGGUGAACUUGAUGCCAUAG